UCUAAUUCAUUAUACCAUCAAACGAUUAAUGAUUUUUUGAAUUUGUUCUUUUCUAACCAACCAUUUUGUUAAUUUGAAAGAGUGAGACAAAAUUGUUGUUGUUAAAAUGAAUUUACACACCCGUCAAACAAUUCUGAAUAUAAAUGUAUCAUUAAAUGAUACAGAUUAAUGAAUAAUAUAGUCGUGUGUAUAUAAAAACAAUAUAGCGAUAUAAGAAUUGAAUUUCCAGUCUACAGAUUAUAAAAAGUAUAUGAUAAGAUAUACAUUCAAAAGAUAAUUUACAUGUGUGGAUACGAUGUGUUUUGUUAAUGUGACAUCAAAAAUGGAUGUUGUUGGCACUGUUAUGGUAGCUGCGUUCAUUGUUAUGUGUUUAUAUUUAUUUUGGAUGUGGUUUUGCUUCGGAACGUGUGUUAUAAGACGACAAAAAACUCGCACGCAGCAGCAGAGGCGGAUGUACGGGAGCUCCAGAACGCGCCCCCCUACCGACCACGAAGAGCCCACUAUAUUUGUCAGUCCCGCCAAUUUGCCCCCACCACCCAAAUAUGAAGCAUUAGCACCACCAAGUUACGAAGAAGCAGUUGCUGUGAACUAUCAAGAGUUCCAGCGAACACAAGCCCAACCUAUCACAUUCCCAUUAACACAUGCUGCCAUACAGAGCUGCAGCAGUGCUGCAAACAACCCUACCAACGUUACUAGUAACGAAGAACUAACACCACCACCAGCAGUAGUAACCGUUACAACAGUAGAUGAAAGAAGAACAUCGGUCGCUCAAUCAUGAUUUAUAUUACGACAAUUAGUGUAAGUUAAUGAUUAGUUUUAAGUGGAGCUUGCAACGAUAUGCAAUACAUCGUUAUAUGCAUAUAUAGCGACUAGUCCUUCAUUAGCACCAGUUCUAGUAGUAUUACUACUGAAGUAUAUUGAUAUACUAGGUGCAGUAUGGCUGUUAAAUGUAUUUGUUAAUGCUAUAAGAUUAUCAUUAUUUUUGAUAAUUCAACAUGAAUUAUUUACAUUGUAAAUUUUUGUAACAACAGUUAAAAAGCAGUAUUGUGUCUUAUUACUAUUAUAUGAUGAGGGCUAUUAAAUAGUUAGCUCAAUUGUUGUAAUAUUAGAUGAUUAAUGAAAAAAUAGAGAAAUACUUGCAAUAUAUUUAUUGUGAUGUUAUUUCUUUGUAAUUUUCUUAUAUAUCUUUUUGCCUAAAUGAUCUGUCUUUAUUAGAGGACGUAAGACUGAUCAUUUUCCGCCAAAUGUUUUAAAUAUUAAUAUAAUUAUCAAAUUGUUAAAUAGUCUAAACUGAUUUGUAGUAGGUAUUCAAUUAUUAUUAGUGAUUUGUAAGAUUUAAUUUUGUUAAGAGCAUUUGCUCUGUAUUGUAUUAUUUAUAGUCAUUAGUAUAUAUUUACUAUAGAAAAGGACGCUCAUAAUAUUUAAGUUCACAUGGAAUAAUCAUUAGUCAUGAAAUUGUUAUUACUCUUGCAAUAGUUCUUUAUUCAUUAAAAAUUUAGAAAUAUUUCUUCGUGUACAUUUUUUAUAUAGUAAAAGCAACUAAAUCUGAAUAAAACCAGAUUAUAAAUACCUUCAAUAGUGUAUCUAUUCUGUCGUAACCACAAAUACUUUCUAGUCAACAGAAACAGUAUAAGAACUUGUUAUAAAACAUGCUAUAGUUACUAACUGGAUAACCUAAUAAUCAUUUUGUAGUUAUCUCUGAAGAAUGAUAUAUAUUUUAAUAUUAAAAUAAAGAACAAUGAUUACUGAACGUCGUAAAGAAUUUGCGACUGUUAUAAACAUGUAAAUGACGUAUAUAAUCGUAUAUACUACAAGUAAAUGUUCAUUGUUUAC
This is a messenger RNA of Achroia grisella, 1833 nucleotides long. RefSeq lists its product as uncharacterized. The transcript is spliced from 3 exons. The record is from RefSeq and is a predicted model, not a curated record. Bases 296 to 778 code for a protein of 160 amino acids. NCBI's taxonomy places the organism in Eukaryota, Metazoa, Arthropoda, Insecta, Lepidoptera, Pyralidae.